This is a messenger RNA of Nannospalax galili (Upper Galilee mountains blind mole rat), 1443 nucleotides long. RefSeq names its product C-type lectin domain family 10 member A. The transcript is spliced from 10 exons. Gene Ontology annotation, molecular function: signaling receptor activity. NCBI's taxonomy places the organism in Eukaryota, Metazoa, Chordata, Mammalia, Rodentia, Spalacidae. The coding region runs from base 272 to 1195 and encodes 307 amino acids. The record is from RefSeq and is a predicted model, not a curated record.
CUCUGUGCAUGUUCAGUUGUAAUUCACUCACUACUACUUAUGGUUGCAAUUAAGUACAGACCUAAGUACAGACCACUAGAUUUUCAGACCCAAAGAUCAGCUGGAUUCUCGCAUGUGUGGGGCUUCUGCUUUGGUCCCUCCCACAUCAACCCUCCAGGAUAUCGUUCUCAACUUUGAGUGACUUCCCACCUCUAGUUAUUGCUGCAGAGGAAAAUCAAGAAUCACAGUCUGCAGACUUCCCACAGUUUAGACAGCCUCUGAGGCCAGCUACAUGGCAAUGCUGUAUGAAAACCUCCAGAAUUUGCAGAGUGAGGACAAAAACCAGGAGACUGAAAAAGUGCCUCCUCCCCAGUCUAUCCUGUACAAUAUCUUGUCUUGGACCUGCCUUAUCCUGUUCUCCUUGGGCCUCAGCCUCCUGUUGCUGGUGGUUGUCGCUGUGAUUGGAUACCAAAAUUCCCAGUUACAGAGAGACCUAGGCACCCUGAGAACCACUCUGGACAACCUCACCUCAAACACAGAGGUCAAAUUCCAGGCACUGACCUCCAAGGGUAACAGCUUGCAAGAAAGUAUAGGUUCUCUGAAAGAGGAGGUGGAGGAUAACAGGCAGGAACUGCAAGCAGGCCGCAGCUUGAAACAGAAGGUGGAGUCUCUGGAGAGCACGGUGGAGAAAAAGGAGCAGGCACUCAAAACAGAUCAAUCUGAAAUAUUCCUGCACAUCCAACAGCUGGGGAAGGACUUGAAGUCCCUGAACUGCCAGCUGGCCAACCUCAAGAACAAUGGCUCUGAAAUGACCUGCUGCCCCCUUCACUGGUUAGAACAUGAAGGCAGUUGCUACUGGUUCUCUCAAUCUGGGAAAUCAUGGCCAGAGGCUGACAAGUAUUGCCAGCUGGAGAAUGCCCACCUGGUGGUGGUCAACUCCAUGGAGGAGCAGAAAUUUCUAGAGAAUCGAAUAGCCCACAAGCACACUUGGAUGGGUCUAACUGACGAAAAUGGGCCCUGGAGAUGGGUGGAUAGCACUGACUUUGACAAAGGCUUUACAAACUGGGCCCCAGAGCAGCCAGAUAACUGGCAUGGACAUGGAUUGGGAGGAGGUGAGGACUGUGCCCAUUUCAACCCAGAUGGUCGCUGGAAUGAUGACGUCUGCCAGAGGUCCUAUAGUUGGGUCUGUGAGACAGAGCUCAGCAAGGAAAGCUAAGAGUCUUCUCCUUGUAACUUAUUCCUCCAUGACUUCAGCUGCCAUGGUCUAUGACUGGGAAUCCUAUUUGGGGGGCGGGGGUUGUCUCAAGAUUUUUAACUAGAAUUUUACGGAGGGGUAACAGGAUGGUGUUUAAGGUAGAAAGCAUGGUGUUUAGGGGCAUGGGGUUAUUGAAACAGGAGCCAUUUGUGCAGUCUGCAGCUUAGUAUUAUCUACUUUUAAUGUCACAAAAUAAAAAGACAUUUUUA